AUGUCGGAAAAUGAACGCAUUGAUGAAACAGACCGGAGAGACAGCACACUUAAAAACGGAGGGCGCACUGCUUAUGUUCACACAAGAAUAAUUAAGAAACUAAAAUCUAUCAAUAGCGAUACUAAGUUCACCUUGUUAUUUGGCAUGCUUUAUGGCCUACUUUCAUACAUAGAUGCAUUCCUAUAUAUUCUAGGCGAUAUGGUCAUGAUGAAUAGCCAAAUACCUAGCUCAAUAUUAUUCAUAAAGUCUGUGUUGGUCUUACCGGUGACAUUCUUUUUCAUCGUUAUUGUGCAGAAAGGGCUAAAAUUCCUUAGCCAACCAAGAAUGCUCGAAGUUAUCCUUAUCAUCUUAUCCAUGUUUUUUUUAUUUUUUGGGUUUGUGAUUUGGCCCUAUCGCGGGAGACUUCAACCGGACUUUUUCUGGUCAAGAGACAUAUUUAGUGAUGGAAAAAUGAAGGCUAGACAUAUGGACUUUUUCUUCCCAAUAUUCCUCGUCUUUAGCGAAUGGUCCUCGACCAUACUCUAUCUUGUAGCAGAGCUGUGGGGGUCCUUAAUAAUUUCCUUCAUGUUCUUCUCAAGAGCAAUUCACCAGUGCACAGAGGCCCAAGUAAAGAAGUUUUUGCCCACAGUGUCUCUGAUAUCAGGGAUUGUCAUGCUGUCCUCGGGCUUGCUUACAAAGAGUCUAAACAGUUACAGGGACGGGCUUCCAUAUCACCUAAAGGAAAGGCUAUUCUCUUACGUAUUUGUUGCAACUUCAAUGCUUACAGUAGUGACUGCAAUGACAAGCUUCUUUAUAGACAAGGUUACUACAAAAGAAGAUUCGGACUACGAAGGCAAAAAGGUACAGAAUGCCCGCAAGAUGGGGUUUGUUAAAUCAUUAGGAAUAAUGAAGAGAUCUAGGUUCCUUAUGGCAAUGACCGAAACGGUGGUGGCAUCUUCUGUAUGUUCCAACAUAUUUGAAGCAACGUACAGAGGAGGAAUAAUACUUGGGGCAGCACAAGCAUCUUCGCCUAGGUCCUCAUACAUGAACAAACUAAAUGCCAUGGCACAGAUAAUAACUUCUGUCUUUCUGCUUGUGAUGUUCUUUAGGCCAGCAACUCAUCUUAUAGAGAGAAGAGGGUGGAUUUCGGUGGCAAUAGUUGCACCUGCCGUCGCCAUUAUCGCAUUACUCUUAUUUUUCCCUAUGGUCUUCUUCAACAACAUCGCCGAGGACGAUCAAGUUCUUCCCAGAGAAGGGUAUAUGGGAAGUUUUGUCCUUGAAAACUAUGCUGGGAUGUUUUUGACAACGGUCAUAAGAAUAUCCAAGUACUGCUUCUUCGACGUUGCAAAGGAAGCAGCUUCCAUAAGAGUAAGCCCCAUUCACAGGCAUUCCUUCAGAGGAAUACAUGACGGACUGGGAAUAAACAUUGGAAAGACAAUAGGCUCUGUAUAUUGCACCCUAAUAACAGUUGUCUUUGAUGUCAGGGAUGUUAGAAACAUGGUUUCUAUAUCUACUGUGUUUGUAGGUGUGUUUUGUAUAAUAUGGAUAAGAUCUGUUUUUUACAUAAGCAGAAAGUACAGAGAAUCUAUUGAAAGAAAUGACUUCAUUAAUGUAGAACUGGCAGAAUGCCGAGACAAUCAAUAA
Messenger RNA from Encephalitozoon hellem ATCC 50504, 1623 nucleotides. RefSeq names its product ATP/ADP translocase. Gene Ontology annotation, biological process: nucleotide transport. The transcript has a single exon. The coding region runs from base 1 to 1623 and encodes 540 amino acids. Lineage: Eukaryota; Fungi; Microsporidia; Unikaryonidae. The record is from RefSeq and is a predicted model, not a curated record. Gene Ontology annotation, cellular component: membrane. Gene Ontology annotation, molecular function: ATP:ADP antiporter activity.